Messenger RNA from Oppiella nova, 2452 nucleotides. Lineage: Eukaryota; Metazoa; Arthropoda; Arachnida; Sarcoptiformes; Oppiidae. The record is from the annotation of a GenBank genome assembly.
AAUAUCGUAUUUCAAGUCAUAUUAAUAUUCGAUAUAUUAAUUGAAUGUAAAAUAAUUGAUAUACAUAUUGUGUGCCUAUGAAUAUGCAAACAAUUGAUUUGAUUUGCGGAGUCUACGAUAGAAAUAUAUGCAAAUCAUCGUUAAUACAGAAAUUGAAUAAACAAUAUAAAUAUUAGUUAAUUGAAGCCAUGGAUAACCCAAACGUGGUGUUAGACGAGGACUAUCUGUCAGAGGAAGAGCCGGGAGAGACAAUCCGAUUGAGACCUUAUUUAGAUUGGAGAACGGAAGAGGAGCAGUCGUUCCCACGUGUGUCGAGUCAGGUCCCACUUUCUCCUAAGAUAUCGGAUGAAGACAUAGAGGAGGAGGAGACGGUGGAAAGGGGGAACUGGACGGGAAGGUUCGACUUCAUAUUAUCACUUCUCGGUUAUUCAGUUGGUUUAGGAAAUGUCUGGAGGUUUCCUUAUCUGUGUUAUAAUAACGGCGGCGGCGCAUUCCUGAUCCCAUUCAUAGCGAUGAUGCUGUUGGCUGGCUUUCCCCUUAUGUUUAUGGAGUUGGCGUUUGGCCAGUACGCCAGUCUUAGCCCAGUUGUCAUUUUUGAACGAUUUUGUCCACUGUUUGGCGGAAUUGGUUACGGAAUGGUGAUCGUCUCAGCGAUCGUUAUGCUCUACUAUAAUAUGAUCAUCGCGUGGACCAUAUUCUACAUGUUUGUCUCAUUCAAUAAACAGCUUCCGUGGGAGAGGUGUGACCCGGAGUGGCGGACACCCCUCUGCUACUCUCACAAGGAGAAGGACGAGUGCCGGAGUCGGUACCCGAACGGCACAUAUUUCAAUCAGACGUGUUUCCCGUCGUUGAACUCAUCUUUGCUCAAACUCUACGAACAGUCCAAACAUCUCGAGAAGAAGGGAUCGGCUGACGAGUACUUCACACACUAUGUGUUGGGUCAGUCGCCCGGCAUUGAGGACACGGGUACUAUUCGUUGGCCGUUAGCGCUGUCACUAUUGGCCGCCUGGACUAUAGUGUUCCUCUGCCUAUGCAAAGGCGUCCAAUCGUCAGGAAAAGUGGUUUAUUUUACCGCAUUAUUUCCUUACGUCGUUUUGGUUAUAUUAUUCAUAAGAGGCGUCACAUUGCCGGGUGCUAUGCAGGGCAUAGUCUUCUACUUGAAGCCUGACUGGAACCGGCUCUUCACACCACAGGUUUGGGGCGACGCCGCCGUUCAGGUGUUCUUCGCGUUGUCCCCGGCCUGGGGGGGACUCAUAACACUCGCCUCUUAUAAUAAAUUUCAUAAUAACUGCUAUAAAGAUUCAAUAGUAGUAUUACUGGCGAACGGAGGGACGAGUAUAUUCAGUGGAUUCGUUAUAUUCUCAAUAAUCGGUUAUUUAGCAAAAGAACUCGAAUUAGAGGUCGAAAAUGUUGUCGAUGAAGGGGUUGGCCUCGCAUUUAUGGUUUACCCCGAAGUGGUGGCCCGAUUGCCAUUUGCCCCGUUGUGGUCGUUCCUGUUUUUCUUUAUGUUACUGACAUUAGGAUUGGACAGUCAGUUCGCACUACUGGAGACCGUCCAGACGGCUAUUCUGGAUCGCAUGCCAUCGCUCCGGGAGCACAAAUUCUUCGUAUUACUUACGGUCUCGAUAUGUGGUUAUUUGGGAGGACUUAUAUUUUGCACCCAAAGCGGAGUUUUCUGGUUAACUCUGUUUGACAAAUAUGCGGCCAAUUUCUCGGUCCUCAUAAUAGCCAUAACUGAGUGUCUAAUCAUAUCCUGGUAUUACGGCGCCGAACGCUUCCUCAGAGAAAUCGAGAAAAUGAUUGGAACUCAUUCUCACGGCUGGAAAGUCAUGUGGACUUGGAUUUGGAAACUCUUCACUCCAUUGACUUUGUUUGGCAUUUUGGCAUUCAAUUGGAUCCAACAUAAGCCGGCGACCAGUGGGUCUUACAUAUACCCGACGUGGGCCAACAUGUUGGGCUGGUUUAUAGCUUUCCUGCCGACAAUCACAAUCAUAGCGAUGAUGAUCCACACCUUCCUCUCAUUCAAAUCAAAGGGAACUCUAUUUCAGAGGCUGUCAGCGUUGAUGCAACCGAUGGAGAGUUGGGGUCCGACCCAUAAGAACUUAGACUUGAAAUCGACUGAAAUAACGCCCGACGAAAACGGGACUAUAAAUAACGGACUCAUUAGAGAGAACUCCUUCGAUAAUCCCUCCUUUAACGUCACCUACACCUUCGAGACAGCCAUUUGAGGCAUCCAUACCUCUCAUCCAUUAGAUUAUCGUUGGGUCUACACUCGGAAAUCAUUGAUCGCUUUUAUAGUCAAUAAUUUUUUUAUCGAUUGAUUGUUUUGUUUAAAAUGUUUCAAUUCUAAGUCAUUUGUCAAUUAUUUCAUAAAUUUAUUAGAUUUGCCUCAAGAACUACAAAUGAUUACAAAUAUAAGUCAUAUAGCAUUUGAAUUCAUAUUUUUGGGGUC